Messenger RNA from Paramuricea clavata, 932 nucleotides. The record is from the annotation of a GenBank genome assembly. Lineage: Eukaryota; Metazoa; Cnidaria; Anthozoa; Malacalcyonacea; Plexauridae.
AUGGCUACCAAGAGGCGAGAGACGCUUCGAGCUGUCAACUGGCGACAGUUCAGCGAAGCCAAAGUUGGCUUUACGUGAAGGUAGUUCGAGGAAGAGCCUUUUCCUAACAAUUUCUCAAAGUUCUGUAUCCAGCAGGAAUGAAAAUCCAGUGUCAUGGACUAAACAAGAAACUUGUAUGCUAUUUAUAAAUAAAUACAGUAUAUAUGUCUGUAUUGGAAAGAUCCCUGGAACGACAAAUGGCCAACAACCAAAGAUAAAGAGGAUAUGCCCAAGCAGUAAAAAAAUGCAUGUAAAUCCCAACGAUCAGGUAUGGUAUUCGAAUCAUAUUAUUAUUAUUGAUUUAAAUUAAAACAACUAACCGAGCAUUGAGUGCCAGUGCCCCUCCUUGACAAGUAAAAUCAGAGUAAAAUAAUAAAGAAGGGCACAUUAGGAUGGAAUGUAACUUAACAGAUUAAAUUCAUAAUUUAAUUUCAGGCUGAACACAUUUGCAGGCUGAAACAUUUGUAAACAACAAAUGGAAAUUGAAUUGACUGCAUCUUUAAACAACAAGCUCCCAACAAUGUUGUGAUUAAAUUUGACUGAUAAAUUCAAUGCCAUUUAUAUAUUCUUAUAUUUCAUUAAUUAAAGCAAAAUAUUUUAAUUGUUCUAGGAGGUUCAUGUAGAACCCGAGUCCUAAAAACCUUGGCGAAGAAUGUGGUACAUUGAGUGAUGCAGAAAAAGAUUUUGAAAUUGACUAUGUACAUGAUUCUGUUGGCUCAGCUAUUCCUGUGCCAUCAAGUCCUGCUGCUGUGUUCAAUUUUAGUGAUAAUCUCUCACCAAUUUUCAAAGAGUCACCAUGUAAGGGCUCAGCAGGAAAUAACCCAGGUACUCUUGGUGAUAUUGUCCAAAAUCUCAUCACAGCCUUCAAAAGUGUAGCAUGUCCCAAAGAUUAA